GGGGGGAAAUUUGUGUCAGAAAGUGUUUGAUGAUCAUCAUGUUUGUCAAGCCCCACAGCUGCCUCCAAACAUACGUAGUUUAUGAAAACUUGCAUUACAGAUGGCAGGUGGAUGUGUGAUGUUUCGAAGCAUGUGGUCUCAUUAGUACAUUAGAAAUGGAUAUGUUGUUUAUAGACAGUUGUAAUUGAUCGAUAUGUGCACCAGUUAACCAUGUGGACUAACAGUAAAAUGUUUAUGACUUGCCAGUCAUACAGUGUUUAAUCUAAACUGAGGUCAGGACCUCUUUGUUUUUGAAACAGAAACAUCUCUCUGACGGCCCCCGGGGACACAUGUAGUGAUUCACUCUUUCCUAUGAAAUGGAGGAACUGAAACGUCUGUUAGGCACUCUGCAUUCAUUUCAUAAAUCCUUCCGUCACAUCCCUCCUCUGUGUCUCGCAGUUCUGUUUGUGUCACAAACACAAGUGUAGGGGAGGGUAGCACAGCAGCAGGUCUCCACAUCUCUCACCCUGAUACAGCCAUGACCAAGAAGGACUGUCCUGCUGGCAGCCACUGGGACAGCCUCGUCAAAGACUGUGUCCCUGGUGGGAUGGAAAGCAGACCUGAACCUGAAUUGCCAACAGAGCCAACUCUGCCAGUUGUGAUCCAGCUGAGAUCCACAGAACGCACAGCCCAGGUCAACCCGGUGAUGGUGCUCAGUCCAGCUCUGUGGAUCUUUGUGGUGCUGGCCACACUGGGGUCCAUCUUGACUCUGGCUCUCUGGUUUAUCAUAUACAGACGUCAGAACAGCCUCAGCAGCACCUCAGAGGACGCAGAGCAGCAACAGGAACCUCCUCAGAAAACGGAGCCACCUGCCAUUAUCCACUCUCAGCCUUUGCAGGGAAACGGUCAUGCACACAUGCUGCAGAGAGGAGCAGCGGCCCCUUCACCCUGCUCUCACCCUCACCUCGGGGCCCAGGCCGGCUCACAGUGGGAGGGGAGCCUCGCCUCAAACAGGGACCCCACAAAGUAUGCUGGGACAGAUGGGGGCAGAGGGCUGCCAACAUGCAGCACAGUGAGGGAGCACAGGAUCCCACUUCCUGCCACAGAGCUGGGUGGCACUGCGUUAGUAACAACUAAAACUAUGUAGGGCCGUGUGUGUGUGUGUGUGUGUGUGUGUGUGUGUGCGUGCGUGCGCGUGUGUGUUCUUAGGCUUUUUUCUACUAAGACUUUUCGACUCUGCUCAUUGUGGUGAGUUUUCUGUCAUUUGCUGUACAUCUUUCUUUUCCACCAUUUUUUUAAUGGAUUUUUGAAUUCUGAAUUUUCUGUUGUUCUCUAUU
This is a messenger RNA of Acanthopagrus latus (yellowfin seabream), 1316 nucleotides long. RefSeq lists its product as uncharacterized. The transcript is spliced from 3 exons. The record is from RefSeq and is a predicted model, not a curated record. Bases 518 to 1126 code for a protein of 202 amino acids. Lineage: Eukaryota; Metazoa; Chordata; Actinopteri; Spariformes; Sparidae.